This is a messenger RNA of Rotaria sp. Silwood1, 420 nucleotides long. The record is from the annotation of a GenBank genome assembly. NCBI's taxonomy places the organism in Eukaryota, Metazoa, Rotifera, Eurotatoria, Philodinida, Philodinidae.
AUGUAUGAUUAUAUAACACAAUAUAUAACAAAAGAAGUGGAUAAUUCAUUAAAAUCUAUGUCUGAAAAAUUUUAUCAUCAUGUAUGUGAACAAUUACCGAGUGGCCCAAAAAUAAGGAAACAAAAGGCAUAUCCUUUUUGUUUCCUUACUUUUGGACCACCCCGUAUUUCAAUUAUUAUCAAUAUAUCAUCACAUCAUCGUCUUAUUGCAUUAGUUGAUCGAUUAUAUUCAAUAAAAACUGAAAAUGAACAUUUAAAUUAUUCUACAAAUUUUCUUCUUGAACGUACAACACAUAAUCCAGAUUAUAAUCGUUUCAUAGUUGAAAAUCCACUUGAUAAAUGUAUACUUCAAGAGUUUCCAUUACUAUGUAAUUGGCAUCAACAAUGUCAUACAUAUAUGUCACCAUUAUUUACAUUAUAA